AAGUAAAUAAUGGCGGAGAUAGGAUUGUGAUGUUUAGGAAUAUUUAUCCGCGACAUCUUGUGAAGCUGUAAUAAAAUAAUAAAUGUCUAACAAUGUUACUCGAUGGAUGAGUGUUUUACUUUCCAAAUUAGACUAAUAUUGUGAAAUCUAGUCGGAGGUAGCGAGAAUGGAGCUUCGGGUUGGUAAUAAGUACCGACUAGGUCGUAAGAUUGGAAGUGGAUCAUUUGGAGACAUCUAUUUAGGCACUGACAUAUCGAAUGGGGAAGAGGUUGCAAUCAAGUUAGAAUGUGUCAAGACGAAGCAUCCACAGUUGCACAUAGAGAGCAAGAUUUAUCGCAUGAUGCAGGGAGGUGUGGGGAUCCCGACCAUCAAGUGGUGUGGUGCCGAGGGCGACUACAACGUCAUGGUCAUGGAGCUGCUCGGACCAAGCCUUGAGGAUCUCUUCAACUUCUGCUCACGCAAAUUCAGUCUCAAAACGGUUCUGCUUUUGGCAGACCAGUUGAUAAGUCGAAUCGAGUAUAUACAUUCUAAAAACUUUAUUCACCGUGAUGUGAAACCAGAUAACUUUCUGAUGGGCCUGGGCAAAAAAGGCAAUUUAGUGUAUAUUAUAGACUUUGGACUUGCCAAAAAAUACAGAGAUGCUCGGACGCAUCAACACAUACCGUACCGGGAAAACAAAAAUCUCACGGGAACAGCACGAUAUGCCAGUAUAAACACACAUUUAGGAAUAGAACAAAGUAGACGAGAUGACAUGGAAUCUCUAGGCUAUGUGUUCAUGUACUUCCUAAGAGGGAGCCUGCCUUGGCAGGGACUAAAGGCAGCAACAAAACGACAAAAAUACGAGAGAAUCAGCGAGAAAAAGAUGUCAACUCCCAUCGAAGAACUCUGUAAAGGAUUUCCUUCUGAGUUUGCCACAUAUUUGAAUUUCUGCCGAUCGCUCCGGUUUGAUGACAAACCUGACUACUCGUAUCUACGUCAACUAUUCCGCAACCUCUUCCAUCGACAGGGCUUCACAUACGAUUAUGUUUUCGAUUGGAACAUGUUAAAAUUUGGUGGUAGAGGAUCGGAAGAUAUGGAUAAGGACCGCAAACUUCACAGCUCAACACGGGGGAUGCAGGGGACCGCUGUCGCUGGGCGUGUGCGUAGCGACCAAAUUGGUGUGCAGGCCGUUCCACAGUCUGGAGACUUCAACUCCACAUCACCCCGACCGAUGUCUCGAGAGCGAGAACGUCGCACAAGCACUAGGUUACAUCGAGGCAUUCCAACGGGAGCAGAAUUACAGCGGGAGCAGUCCCGAAUUUCCACAGCUCAAUUGCAACAAACAAUGGUCCCACAGAUGAACUCUGGCGGGCUGCGGCGAGGAAGUGCCUCCAAGGAUGAUAUGCCCACGCGAUCUGGCUCUGGGCGACACAACCGAAAAUAGCAGUAGCAAGCUAAGUUGUGUCGAGAGGUUUAUGAAACCUUUUUAGAGCUGAUGAGGAUGUUUUGAUGCGUUGUGUGAAACACUGAAAACAGUUUUCAGUGAAAGAAAAAGGAAACAAAAAAAAAAGUAUUUUUGGAAAUUCAUUUCAGAAUUUUCAACAGAAUGAUCUCGAUGACCUGCCAAAUAUGCCAAAGAAGCAAAGAGUCAAAAUGUCAAAACUAUGGGCUUGAUGUCCACAGUGGGUCGUAGUAACCUUUUUGGUAGCUGUGGUGGUGGUGGUGGUAAACAUUUAACACCGUUUAUAGAACACAUGCAAGGCGAUUGAACACUUUUGCUGUGGCAGAUGGUUGAGAAUUCAUUCCUGAAUUUGCUUUAUUGGAGAUUGUUAUAAUUUGGUUUGUGAAACUUUGGAAAAGAAGACCUACAGACCUGUACAUGUAUGUUUUGAAGGUUUGCACAUUACUGGGUGGCAUGGUGGGUUUUCUUAACUGCGUGUCAGGGCACAGUGAAUGUAAUUGUCAACCGGUGUUGAAUCAUUCCAACUGCACAGUUAUAGUUUUCUUUUCCCACUUGUCACAGUUUGAAACUGAACUUUGUUCUAGUGCUACCCACUGGAGCCCACAAUAAUUAUUCCUCCAAGUAUUUACCAUGCUGGAGACUUGUUUGCAUUCAGCAUUUUUUAAAUUGUAGUGAUUAUUGAAAGCCCAGCUUCAGCAUUUUGCUAUGGUGAAUAUGAACAGCCAGGUUGAUUUGAAAUGAUGUGAAGAAAACUGUAGUUGUAUGAUAGGCUGAAACUUGCCAUAGAUAGGAUGGCGGGAUCAUAGAAAAGACAUUUUUAAUACAAGCUCAGAGAGCUAAAACACAUGAUAGUAUUCAGUUACACCAUAAACAACACAUAUAGUAAAAUACUGGCCCAGUACUUCAUGAUUACCUUACAAGUAGGACAGAUAUGUCACUAUUGUCUCACAAACUCCAAAUUUUGCACAAAUAUGUCGCAAAUGUUAAAUAUUAGACCUAUCACUGACUGACAAGAAAAUAAGAAGUGAACAGGUGCAUAGAACAGCACAAAUGCAUUAAAUAAAAAAUCCUCAAAUGACGCAUGACUACCAGAACAUAACACAAUAACACAUGCUUAGCAGUGAGAACUGUAUGGUAGACCAAAAAACACAAAAUGAGACAAAUUGCAUAACAAACCCAUUCAAGGAAAGUCCAUUUACACUCGGUAUGCAGGACAGAACCAGGUACAUGAUUAACUGAAACCCUAGUGGUAUAUGAGCACAUUAAACUACCUACAUUAACUGAAGAAAACAAAACAAAACUUUAUUACACUGGUUGCCAUUGAUCCAGUAUUGUAAGGAACAUGCAUGUUGAAAACAUAUAUUAUAAAAGAUUGACUGCUCACCACAGACACGGGAUAGCUGGAGUUGAUGCUGUCUUCAUAGAUAUUGGACACACAGCAGACAUCUUGUCUGUCCAGUAAUUACAAUGAAUGACAAUCUUUGUCCUCUUCAGGUCAUCUCGUCAUGUGAUUCUCAUUUUCAUUGGUUGGUUUGUCCUUGGAAAUGUGUUGUAUGAAGACAUGUAUGUAUAUUGUACAAUGUUAGUAAUUUAUGCAUUGUGUAUAAAAAAAAAAGGUUGGUGUGUGUAUAGGGACAAAUCUUUUUCUGUACAUGUCUUGUAAGUAUUUUUGAAUACUUGUGUUAGACUGCAGGAUUUUGAAAAAUUAUUUUGUGAUGAAAGUAAUUUUUGUUUUCAUUCCAAAAAAAGUGAUAACUCGUACAAAUUUUGUUUUGUAUGCAUAGUCAAUGCCUUUCUCAUUCAGUAUUUGUAUAGGCCCAGCUAUUUGUAUUAUGGUUUGAAAUUAUUUGCACAAAGGAACAUGGAUGCCCACAGAAGUAGUUUUGUGAAGGUGGUAGAAUUAUGCAGAGAUAAAAAAAAAAUCAAGGGAAUUUCAGCCAGAGAGCUUUUGUGGUGUCAUUAGAAAGGUAUACAUCCCUGGAAUACAUUUCUUUGUGAAUGUAGCAACUUAAAAGUAUACAACUACCUGAAAAUGGUACCUAUCCUUGUUCGUUGAUAAAAGCUACAAGCAGUCUAAAGUUGUCCAGAUUUUUUGUUCAAUGUCAUUUUUAUCUCUGUAUAUGUAAGGGAUUAGUGUUUACAGUAUUGGUCAAGUAGCCAAUAGGACGUGUUGCCUGUGGACAGACUUAUGUUAAAGGAAAACUGCAAUCUAAUUAAAAUUAGCUCCACUAUUACAUGUGGAUCUAAAAACAGCCAGUUG
Messenger RNA from Gigantopelta aegis, 3701 nucleotides. RefSeq names its product casein kinase I-like. Gene Ontology annotation, cellular component: cytoplasm; nucleus. Bases 167 to 1423 code for a protein of 418 amino acids. Gene Ontology annotation, biological process: signal transduction; peptidyl-serine phosphorylation; endocytosis. NCBI's taxonomy places the organism in Eukaryota, Metazoa, Mollusca, Gastropoda, Neomphalida, Peltospiridae. Gene Ontology annotation, molecular function: ATP binding; protein serine/threonine kinase activity. The transcript has 9 exons. The record is from RefSeq and is a predicted model, not a curated record.